Molecule: messenger RNA, 604 nt
Organism: Gossypium arboreum
Lineage: Eukaryota; Viridiplantae; Streptophyta; Magnoliopsida; Malvales; Malvaceae
Exons: 2
Coding region: 59-484 (141 amino acids)
Source: RefSeq, a predicted model, not a curated record
GGAGGUAGAUAUGAAGCAGAAUAUAUAGAAGGAGAGUGAAGUAAAAAAGGAGUUAAAAAUGGCUUGUCCUCCGACUUAUAAAGUGGUAAAAGGUGAGCUUAAGAAUGUUUCUGAUGACUGCCAAGCGAGCUUGAAUUAUUCGAGUUACCAAGGUGCUCCGGUAACGAUUAAAAAAGAUUCAUUACCAACUCCAUUUGCGCAGAAUAUGUUAGUCGACGGUUUGUACGGAGGCCUGGUGUAUGAUGUUGGUAGGGUUAAGUGGAUUAUUCUUUGGACCAUUGAUUGUAAGGUGGCUACUAAGAUCCUUAAACCCGAAGACCCUAUUAUUUGGGAGGAUAUAGUGGGCAUCCUUCAGCCCUAUGAUAGCACUGACUACUUGCCCUUAUCACCUGGGGAUGUAUUUUCCGCAGAAGCUCAUAUCCACGCAAAUGAAGAUGGAUCUCUAAGCCUGAAAGCCCAGAUCAUGUGGAACUAUUGCAUUUAACCUACUUUGUUUUGCAUCAUAUAUUGCUGCAUGCCUAUCUCUAUCAAUUUAUGCUGUGUGACCCAUGGAGGCUGUCUACUUCUUUAUAUUAAUAAUACUAUUAAAUAAAUUUGACAGCCA